This is a messenger RNA of Elaeis guineensis (African oil palm), 2450 nucleotides long. NCBI's taxonomy places the organism in Eukaryota, Viridiplantae, Streptophyta, Magnoliopsida, Arecales, Arecaceae. The record is from RefSeq and is a predicted model, not a curated record.
CCUUGUCAAAUACUCUUCCAAACUUUUGCCAAGAAGUAUAGAAUUCCAGCUUUCCAAACCGGGAUCUCUGAAACCUAAAAACGCGUCGUCCCCUGAAGAGGAUUCGUCCCCAAACCCUUCUCUCUUUCUUUUCUCCUCCUUUCUUUCGAGAGAUCGAUCCCAGAGAUUGCGAUCUCUCGUCCGUUUCUUCGUUCCCCUCUCGAAUGUCUAUUUUCAAUACCCCGUCUCUUCUUGCCUUUCUCCUAUUCGUCCUUUUGAUUUCGGGUUUCGAAGCUGCCGCUGGGCCUCGGCGGUCCCUCCUCCGAACCCUCGGAGAUGGCCCCCAUCUUCACGACGCCGCCGUGGACCUCAACAGCUCCAAUUUCGAUCGCGUCCUGAAGGAAUCUCCGGCGGCCUUUGCCGUCGUCGAGUUCUUUGCUCACUGGUGUCCUGCUUGUAGAAAUUAUAAGCCACACUAUGAGAAGGUUGCGAGGCUUUUCAAUGGGCCAGAUGCACCACAUCCUGGGAUUGUUAUCAUGACAAGGGUUGACUGUGCAAUGAAGAUGAACACGAAUCUUUGUGAUAGGUUUUCAGUUGGUCAUUAUCCCAUGCUAUUAUGGGGUCCACCACCUAAAUUUGCAUCUGGUAAAUGGGAUCCGAAACAAGAGAAGAGUGAGAUUCAAUCAAUUGAUGAUGCAAGGACAGCAGAUCAUUUACUCAAUUGGAUUAAUAAGCGAAUUGGCAGCUCAUUCAGUUUAGGUGAUGAAAAAUAUGAGAAUGAAAAUACACUUCUACGGAAUGACUCUGAUCCUGAACAGAUUGCUCGAGCUAUUUAUGAUGUUGAGGAAGCAACAGCUGGUGCAUUUGACAUAAUAUUGGAACACAAGAUGAUAAAGUCAGAUACUCGAGCCCCACUUAUAAAGUUCUUCCAGCUUUUGGUCACUCAUCAUCCUUCUAAAAGGUGUCGAAGGGGAAGUGCUGAGAUACUCAUAAACUUUGACAAUCUGUGGCCUUCGGACCUUUUUUCAGUCGAUUCUCAAGAGACCAACAUAUUGCAGGAAAGGGAUAGACUAAAAAGUUACUUGAUAUGUGGCAAGGAAGUCCCUCGUGGGUAUUGGAUUUUUUGUCGUGGCAGCAAAAAUGAUACCAGGGGCUUUAGCUGUGGCCUCUGGGUUCUAUUACAUUCACUCUCUGUAAGAGUCACUGAUGGAGAGAGUCAUCUGGCUUUCACAGCAAUCUGUGAUUUCAUCCAUAAUUUCUUCAUCUGUGAGGAAUGUCGCAGACAUUUUAAUGACAUGUGCUCAAGUGUCUCAGUCCCAUUUAAGACAACACGUGAUUUAAGCCUUUGGCUAUGGAGCACGCAUAAUAAAGUCAAUGAAAGGCUGAUGAAAGAAGAGAGAGCCUUAAAAACUGGUGACCCAAGGUUCCCCAAGGUUAUAUGGCCCCCAGAGAAACUCUGCCCAUCAUGCCAUCUUUCUUCGAUCAGUAAUAAUAGAACUGGCACAAGUCAAGUAGAUUGGAAUGAGGAUGAAGUGUUCAAGUUUUUGGUUCAAUAUUAUGGGAAAACUCUAGUGUCUUCUUACAAGGAUGCAAGCCUCAGCAGAAACAGAAGCGAUGAAUUGGUGGCAGAUGACAUCACCACCUCAACAAAUGCGGUUGCUGUACCGCUUGGAGCUGCCAUGGCCAUUGCCUUUGCCAGCUGCGCAUUUGGGGCGCUAGCUUGCUUUUGGCGGACACAGCAGAAGAAUCGGAAGCAAAGAAAGAAUCGAGGCUGAGAUGAGUUCAGUGUUGAUCAGGUACCAGCGCUACAAAGCUGCAUGGCAUUAUGGAUGUUUUGAUGACCACCUUGUCGUGCUUUCUUUUCAUAAUUGUCUAAUUUUUCAUCCAGGCCAUUGCAUGUAUAUUAUUUUAUAAAAUUAUAGUUGAAAUUUUCAAAUGCAACCGAGCACAUAUACACUGGAAAAGAGAAAGGCCCCUCUUUUGCAUGUGCUAAGAUAUUUUGAUCAUUAUGAGGCUGUAAACAGGGUAGGAACCCCGAUUAUUGAACCCAUUUGGAGCGUGGGAUCUGAAAAGCUCGUGUUUCUGUUGAGUCCAUUGUUGGGUUUUGUUGUUCCUCUCCACAUUGGCUGGUUCAAUAUUGUGUCGAUAUGGUUUUCGCUCUGUUCUCUUAUGUUGGAGGAUGCGAAUGGAAAUGGUGACUUGUUGAUCAGACAACUCAACCAGCUCAAGAUGAUUAAUGACUGGAUCUACCAAGAAAAAGGCUUAUAAAGACUGCACGUCUCAUACCCGCUAUGUUCGCCGGUGCAUGGGAGUCCUCUAUUCGGUGGAUAAGAUAUUGGAACAGGCAAAUCUAGGGCAACCGAACGAGCUCUACUGUUCUUAUUCAAAAAUUAAAAGGAUGAUGGUGAGAUCCCCAUCUAUUGCGGUUAGAUAAAAGAAUACUCAGCCAGCAGUAUCUCCCGAAAUUUGAG